Ficedula albicollis (Collared flycatcher) is the source of this 4642-nucleotide messenger RNA. RefSeq lists its product as uncharacterized. The transcript has 2 exons. Lineage: Eukaryota; Metazoa; Chordata; Aves; Passeriformes; Muscicapidae. The record is from RefSeq and is a predicted model, not a curated record. Bases 331 to 1605 code for a protein of 424 amino acids.
CCAGGCACUGUGCUGGAGCAAAGGAGAACAAUAAAGUGUUUUGGUACCACUUGAUUUAGAUAUAAGGAAGAAUUUUUUUUUACAGUGAGAGUGGAGAGACAGAGAAGCUGUGGCUGCUGGAAGUGUCCAAGGCUGGACAGGGCUGGGAGCAGCCUGGGGUAGUGGAAGGUGAAAUGUGGCAGGAGUAGGAUGAGGUGACCUUUAAAGCUCCCUCCCACUCCAAAGCACUCUGAGGGACCUGCUCCCACCGUGUCACCCUCUGAUGUCCCCUCUCGGCUCCAGGGCAGGGGAGGGCAUCUCCCAGGGGUGGGGAAGCUGCAGCCCUGGCACAUGGGGACAGCCCCCAGUGUUGGGGUGACCCUGCUGUGCCUCCCCCUGCCCUGCCUGGUCCUGCUGCAGCCCUGGCACAUGGGGACAGCCCCCAGUGUUGGGGUGACCCUGCUGUGCCUCCCCCUGCCCUGCCUGGUCCUGCUGCAGCCCUGGCACAUGGGGACAGCCCCCAGUGUUGGGGUGACCCUGCUGUGCCUCCCCCUGCCCUGCCUGGUCCUGCUGCAGCCCUGGCACAUGGGGACAGCCCCCAGUGUUGGGGUGACCCUGCUGUGCCUCCCCCUGCCCUGCCUGGUCCUGCUGCAGCCCUGGCACAUGGGGACAGCCCCCAGUGUUGGGGUGACCCUGCUGUGCCUCCCCCUGCCCUGCCUGGUCCUGCUGCAGCCCUGGCACAUGGGGACAGCCCCCAGUGUUGGGGUGACCCUGCUGUGCCUCCCCCUGCCCUGCCUGGUCCUGCUGCAGCCCUGGCACAUGGGGACAGCCCCCAGUGUUGGGGUGACCCUGCUGUGCCUCCCCCUGCCCUGCCUGGUCCUGCUGCAGCCCUGGCACAUGGGGACAGCCCCCAGUGUUGGGGUGACCCUGCUGUGCCUCCCCCUGCCCUGCCUGGUCCUGCUGCAGCCCUGGCACAUGGGGACAGCCCCCAGUGUUGGGGUGACCCUGCUGUGCCUCCCCCUGCCCUGCCUGGUCCUGCUGCAGCCCUGGCACAUGGGGACAGCCCCCAGUGUUGGGGUGACCCUGCUGUGCCUCCCCCUGCCCUGCCUGGUCCUGCUGCAGCCCUGGCACAUGGGGACAGCCCCCAGUGUUGGGGUGACCCUGCUGUGCCUCCCCCUGCCCUGCCUGGUCCUGCUGCAGCCCUGGCACAUGGGGACAGCCCCCAGUGUUGGGGUGACCCUGCUGUGCCUCCCCCUGCCCUGCCUGGUCCUGCUGCAGCCCUGGCACAUGGGGACAGCCCCCAGUGUUGGGGUGACCCUGCUGUGCCUCCCCCUGCCCUGCCUGGUCCUGCUGCAGCCCUGGCACAUGGGGACAGCCCCCAGUGUUGGGGUGACCCUGCUGUGCCUCCCCCUGCCCUGCCUGGUCCUGCUGCAGCCCUGGCACAUGGGGACAGCCCCCAGUGUUGGGGUGACCCUGCUGUGCCUCCCCCUGCCCUGCCUGGUCCUGCUGCAGCCCUGGCACAUGGGGACAGCCCCCAGUGUUGGGGUGACCCUGCUGUGCCUCCCCCUGCCCUGCCUGGUCCUGCUGCAGCCCUGGCACAUGGGGACAGCCCCCAGUGUUGGGUGACCCUGCUGUGCCUCCCGCUGCCCUGCCUGGUCCUGCUGCAGCCUGCCAGGACUCAUCCUCCAGCCCAGCCUCCCACAGCCUCCAGCCCUGCACAGGAACCACUCACAGGAUGGACAAGCCUCUGCAGGUCCCUGCUCAGCCUAAACCCCUGAAAAUCAGGAGAAAAUUCCCCAGAGCACUGUGCAAGGGCGCCCUAAUCCUGGGGAAAUAGUGGGACCCCAGAUUCCUGCACACCUUUGGGGAAGGGGAACAGGAAAAACAUAAAAAAGACAGUAAAAAGUGACAUUGUGCUGUGGAGGGACACAGUUUGCUGUGCUGUCUGAGUUUGCUGUGUGACAGGGACAACCCAGGGCGCCUGGUGGCACCUGGCAGCCAGCAAGGGACAGGAAAUAAUGGGGAAGAAGGAUCCCAUCCUCCAGAGAAAAUAAUGCCUUGAAACUGUGAGGGGAGGCUGAGGGUGGGUGUAAGGGAAAGGUUCUUCUCCCAGAGGGUCAGGCACGGCAUCAGGGAAAGGGUCACAGCCUCAAACCUCCCAGAGCUCAGGAAAUAUUUGGAUGCUCUCAAGGACAUGAUGGCAUUUUUGGGGUGUCCUGUGCAGCACCAGGAGUAGGAUUCCAUGAUCCUGCUGGGUCUCUUCCACCUCAGGAUAUUCCAUGAAAACAGCUGGGUUUAGAUAUGGCCCAGUGGUUGAUCUUCCAACAUCUGAAACCUUCAUGGAAAGCCAAAAGAUCAUCCCUGAGCUGGCAAACAUGGUAGAAACAUUAAAAGCCAAUUAAAAGCUGCAGCCUUCAUGGGGCAGGGUCUCUGUGUCCCACCACAGUCCUGCUCCCAGUGCUGCCCUUCGUAAGGUGUGAGUGAAGGGUCUGGCAGCAUUUCCACGGCAAACCAAAAUCAGGAUUUAUUCCUUGGCUGGAAAGAUUGGCUCGAGCUGAGUGUUUGGCAGGAAGGACCACGACCAGCAGUGCAUUUCCUCCAGACCUGAAUCCCUCUGGGAUGCAGGCAGGGAUGCAGACAGGGAAGUGGUUUGAAGAGGUUUGAAGCAGCUUGAAGCGAUUGGAAGCAGUUUGAAGCAGUUCAAAGCAGUUUGAGGCAGUUUUAAGCGGUCUGAAGAGGUUUUCAGCGGUCGGAGGCGAUUUGGAGCAGUUUGAAGCGCUUUUAAGUGAUCUGAAGCGAUUUUAAGUGUUUUGAAGCAGUUUGAAUCGUUUUGAUGCGAUUUGAAGCGACUUGAACCCAUUUGAAGCGUUUUGAAGUGGUUUGAAUAGUUUUGAAGCGAUUUCAACCCAUUUGAAGCAGUUUGACGCUAUUUUAAGCAGUUUGAACCAUUUGGAAGCAUUUUGAAGUGUUCUGAAACCAUUUGAAGCAGUUUGAAGCGGGUUUAAGCAGUUUGAACCAUUCUGAAUCGUUUUGAAGCCUUUUGAACACAUUUGAAGAAGUUUGAAGCGUUUUGAAGCGAUUUGAACCCAUUUGGAACAGUCUGAAGCGGUUUUAAGCAGUUUGAAGCGUUUUGAACCCAUUUGAAGCAGUUUUAAGCAGUUUGAAGCGUUUUGAAGCGAUUUGAACCCAUUUGGAGCAGUCUGAAGCAGUUUUAAGCAGUUUGAAGCGUUUUGAAGCGAUUUGAACCCAUUUGGAGCAGUCUGAAGCAGUUUUAAGCAGUUUGAAGCGUUUUGAAGCGAUUUGAACCCAUUUGGAGCAGUCUGAAGCAGUUUUAAGCAGUUUGAAGCGUUUUGAAGCGAUUUGAACCCAUUUGGAGCAGUCUGAAGCAGUUUUAAGCAGUUUGAAGCGUUUUGAAGCGAUUUGAACCCAUUUGGAGCAGUCUGAAGCAGUUUUAAGCAGUUUGAAGCGUUUUGAAGCGAUUUGAACCCAUUUGGAGCAGUCUGAAGCAGUUUUAAGCAGUUUGAAGCGUUUUGAAGCGAUUUGAACCCAUUUGGAGCAGUCUGAAGCAGUUUUAAGCAGUUUGAAGCGUUUUGAAGCGAUUUGAACCCAUUUGGAGCAGUCUGAAGCAGUUUUAAGCAGUUUGAAGCGUUUUGAAGCGAUUUGAACCCAUUUGGAGCAGUCUGAAGCAGUUUUAAGCAGUUUGAAGCGUUUUGAAGCGAUUUGAACCCAUUUGGAGCAGUCUGAAGCAGUUUUAAGCAGUUUGAAGCGUUUUGAAGCGUUUUGAACCCAUUUGAAGCAGUUUUAAGCAGUUUGAAGCGUUUUGAAGCGAUUUGAACCCAUUUGGAGCAGUCUGAAGCAGUUUUAAGCAGUUUGAAGCGUUUUGAAGCGAUUUGAACCCAUUUGGAGCAGUCUGAAGCAGUUUUAAGCAGUUUGAAGCGUUUUGAAGCGAUUUGAACCCAUUUGGAGCAGUCUGAAGCAGUUUUAAGCAGUUUGAAGCGUUUUGAAGCGAUUUGAACCCAUUUGGAGCAGUCUGAAGCAGUUUUAAGCAGUUUGAAGCGUUUUGAAGCGAUUUGAACCCAUUUGGAGCAGUCUGAAGCAGUUUUAAGCAGUUUGAAGCGUUUUGAAGCGAUUUGAACCCAUUUGGAGCAGUCUGAAGCAGUUUUAAGCAGUUUGAAGCGUUUUGAAGCGUUUUGAACCCAUUUGAAGCAGUUUUAAGCAGUUUGAAGCGUUUUGAAGCGAUUUGAACCCAUUUGGAGCAGUCUGAAGCAGUUUUAAGCAGUUUGAAGCGUUUUGAAGCGAUUUGAACCCAUUUGGAGCAGUCUGAAGCAGUUUUAAGCAGUUUGAAGCGUUUUGAAGCGAUUUGAACCCAUUUGGAGCAGUCUGAAGCAGUUUUAAGCAGUUUGAAGCGUUUUGAAGCGAUUUGAACCCAUUUGGAGCAGUCUGAAGCAGUUUUAAGCAGUUUGAAGCGUUUUGAAGCGAUUUGAACCCAUUUGGAGCAGUCUGAAGCAGUUUUAAGCAGUUUGAAGCGUUUUGAAGCGAUUUGAACCCAUUUGGAGCAGUCUGAAGCAGUUUUAAGCAGUUUGAAGCGUUUUGAAGCGUUUUGAACCCAUUUGAAGCAGUUUUAAGCAGUUUGAAGCGUUUUGAAGCGAUUUGAACCCAUUUG